UACAUAUGAAACAGAAAAGUGUGUAUCAACAAACUCAAGCACUUCUGUGCAAAAAUUUUCUUCAGAAAUGGAGGACGAAAAGAGAGAGUGCGUGGGAAUGGGGGGUCCCAAUACUUCUAGGACUGUAUAUGGGCCUAUUUUCAAAUUUAAAAGAAAAUAUCCAUUUUCCUGAAAUGCCUCCUCAGGAUCUGGGAAGGGUAGAUAAAUUUAAUGGCUCUUCCAUGGUUGUCGUGUAUACACCGAUCUCUGAUAUAACCCAGCAGAUAAUGAAUAAAACGGCAUUUGCUCCCUUUUUGAAAGGAAGAAGAGUCAUUGGGGCACUAAAUCAAAAACAUAUCGAUGAAAUGCUUCUAGAUGAUUUCCCAUACGUAGUAGGAGUCAUCUUUAAUGACACUUUCUCUUAUAAGUUAAAAUUUCUUCAGGGAUAUGCCAUUCCAUUUUUGAAGGAAGAACUUUUCUCAGCUCAUUGCUGGGAUACACAUUAUGGGUUUUCAUGUUCACUGGCCAAAUACUGGAAUAGAGGAUUCGUGACUUUACAAGCUGCAAUUAAUGCUGCUAUUAUAGAAAUCAUGACAAAUCACUCUGUGAUGGAGGAGUUGAUGUCAGUUACUGCUGUAAAUAUGAAGACAUUACCUUUUAUAUCUAAAGACAUCCUUCAAAAUGAGAUGUUUAUUUUCUUCUGUUUACUUUACUUCUCCCCAUUUAUAUAUUUUCUAUCAUUCAAUGUUACAAAAGAGAGAAAAAAGAGUAAGGAUUUGAUGAAAAUGAUGGGUCUACAAGAUUCAGCAUUCUGGCUUUCCUGGGGUUUAAUUUAUGCUGCCUUCAUCUUCAUUACUUCCAUAAUCAUUACAGCUAUCAUAACAUCUACCCAAAUUGUAGUCAUGACGGGCUUCAUGGUCAUAUUUACACUCUUUUUCUUAUAUGGCUUAUCUUUGAUAGCUUUAGCAUUCCUGAUGAGUGUGUUGUUAAAGAAAACUGUCCUCACCAAUUUGGUUGUGUUUCUCCUCACUCUCUUUUUGGGGUGUGCAGGAUUCACUGCAUUUUAUAGACAAAUUCCUUCAUCUUUGGAGUGGAUUUUGAGUAUUUUUAGCCCCUUUGCCUUCACUGCUGGAAUGACUCAGAUUAUCCACCUGGAUUAUAAUAUGAAUGGUGUAAUUUUUCCUGACCCUUCAGGAGAAUCAUAUAUGAUGAUAGCGACUUUUUCCAUAUUGGCUUUUGAUGCUCUCUUCUACUUGGUAUUGGCAUUAUACUUUGACAAAAUCUUACCCUAUGGAAAUGAACGCCAUUAUUCUCCAUUAUUUUUCCUGAACUCAUCAUGUUGUUUCCAACGCCAAAGGACUGAUAAUAAGGUCACUAAGAAAGAAAUAGAUCCUGAGCAUCCCUCUGAUGAUUAUUUUGAACGAGUAGCUCCAGAAUUCCAAGGAAAAGAAGCCAUCAGAAUCAGAAAUGUUAAAAAAGAGUAUAAAGAAAAGUCUGGAAAAGUGGAAGCAUUGAAAGGCUUGCUCUUUGACAUAUAUGAAGGUCAAAUCACAGCAAUUCUGGGUCAUAGUGGAGCUGGCAAAUCUUCAUUACUAAACAUCCUUAAUGGGUCGUCUGUUCCAACAGAAGGAUCACUUACCAUCUAUAACAAAAAUCUUUCUGAAAUGCAAGACUUGGAGGAAAUCAGAAAGAUAACUGGCAUUUGUCCUCAAUUCAAUGUUCAAUUUGACAUCCUCACUGUGAAGGAAAACCUCAGGCUAUUCGCUAAAAUAAAAGGGAUUGAGCCACGGGAAGUGGAGCGAGAGGUACAAAAAGUUUUGUUGGAAUUGGACAUGCAAAACAUUCAAGAUAACCUUGCUGAACAUUUAAGUGAAGGCCAGAAAAGAAAGCUGACCUUUGGGAUUGCCAUUUUAGGAGAUCCUCAAGUUUUGCUAUUAGAUGAACCAACUGCUGGAUUGGAUCCCUUUUCAAGGCACCGAGUAUGGAGCUUCCUCAAGGAGCGCAAAGCAGACCGUGUAAUCCUCUUGACUACCAAUUUCAUGGAUGAGGCUGACAUCCUGGCUGAUAGAAAAGUGAUCUUGUCCAAUGGGAGGCUGAAGUGUGCAGGCUCUUCUGUCUUUUUGAAGAGAAGAUGGGGUCUUGGAUAUCACUUAAGUUUGUACACAAAUGAAAUAUGUGAUCCAGAAAAAAUAACAUCCUUCAUUAAUCAUCACAUCCCUGAUGCUAAAUUGCAAGCAGAAAGCAAAGAAAAGCUUGUGUAUACUUUGCCUGCGGAAUGGACAGAUAAAUUUCCAGACCUUUUCAGUGAUCUUGAUAAGAGUUCCGGCCAAGGUGUGAUGAGUUAUGACGUUUCCAUGUCAACUCUGAAUGAAGUCUUCAUGAAACUGGAAGGAAAAUCAGCUAUGGAACAAGACUUUGAACAAGCAGAAAGGAUAAGAGACACAGAAAGCCUGCACAAAACGGAGCUGGCUCGCUCUUCUCUCCCUGAAAUGCAGAAGGCUCUGAGUGACAUGGGCCUCUGGAGGAUGCAGGUCUGUGCAAUAGCGUGGCUCCGUUUCUUAAAGUUAAAACGUGGAAAGAAAACGCUUUUGGCCCUACUAUUGGUAUUUGGAAUUGCAAUGUUCCCUUUGAUUGUGGAAAAGAUACUUUAUGCUGUAUUAAAUGAAAAGAAUGAUUGGGAAUUUAAACCUGAAUUGUAUUUCCUCUCUCCUGGACAACUUCCCCAAGACUCUCGUACCAGCCUUUUGAUCAUCAAUAACACAGACUCAAAUAUUGAAGAUUUUAUACAGUCACUGAAGCAUCAAAAUAUACUUUUGGAAGUAGAUGACUUUGAAAAUAGAAAUGGCACUGAUGACCUGUCAUACAAUGGAGCUAUCAUAGUUUCUGGUAAACAAAAGGAUUAUAGAUUUUCAGUUGUGUGCAAUACCAAGAGACUGCACUGUUUUCCUAUCCUUAUGAAUAUUAUCAGCAAUGGGUUACUUCAAAUGUUUCAUCAUACACAAUCUAUUCGAAUUGAGAGAAGAUCAUUUCAUUUGAAUUAUGUACUAAUCUGGGCUGAGCUGCUGGAAGGCUCCUUUUUCUUAUUUCUGGUUGUGUGCAGCAUUUCUCCCUACAUCGCCAUGAGCAGUGUCAGCGAUUACAAAAAAAGAACGAAGUCCCAGCUAUGGAUUUCGGGCCUCUACGCGUCUGCUUACUGGUGUGGGCAGGCACUGGUGGAUGUUACCUUCUUUGCUUUUAUUCUCCUUUUAAUGUACUUAAUUUUCUAUGUAGCAAACAUAGCGCACAUUUAUCUCACAAGUCGAAUUGUGUUUGCUUUGGUUGUAAUUACGCUUGGUUAUGCCAUUUCCCUUAUUUUCCUGACCUAUGUGAUAUCGUUUAUUUUUCGCAAGAGGAGAAAACACAGUGGCCUUUGGGUAUUUUGCUUCUCUUUUACCUCAAUCAUCAUGUUUGGCAUCGUUUCAAUGAAUCGAGCCGACUUACGUAGCUUGGUUCCUAGCAUGGUGUUAGUUCCCUCAUCUACCUUGAGUGGAUUUAUAGCUUUUUUGGGAGAGGGAGUCAACAAGCACCAAGAUAAUGUUCAAGACCCAAAUUAUGAUCUAAGUGGAGUUGAUUUUCUAUUAUGCCUAAUACCUUACUUUCAGGCUUUGCUAUUUGUUUUUGUUCUAAGACGCAUGGAAAUAAAGUGUGGAAAGAAAAUAAUGCGAAAGGAUCCUGUUUUCAGAAUUUCCCCCCAAAGUAGAAAUGUUCGACCAAAUCCAGAAGAACCUGUAGAUGAAGAUGAAGACGUUCAAGCAGAAAGAAUAAGAACAGCAACCGCCCUGACCACUUCAAACUUAGAGGAGAAACCAGUCAUAAUUGCCAGCUGUCUACACAAAGAAUAUGCAGGCCGGAAGAAAAGUUGCUUUUCAAAGAGGAAUAAGAAAAUAGCAGCAAGAAACAUCUCCUUCUGUGUUAAAAAAGGUGAAAUUUUGGGAUUGCUGGGACCCAAUGGCGCCGGUAAAAGUUCAUCUAUUAGAAUGAUAUCUGGAGUCACAAGGCCAACAGCUGGAGAGGUGGAAUUGCAAGGAUGUAGUUCGGUUUUGGAUCAUCAGGUAGAUGACACGGUCAAGUUCCUGGGGUACUGCCCUCAGGAGAACGUGCUGUGGCCCAACCUGACAGUGAGGGAACAUCUGGAGGUGUUCGCUGCCGUGAAAGGGCUGAGGAAAGGGGACGCCUCCGCUGCCAUUUCACGAUUGGUGGAUGCUUUCAAACUGCAUGAGCAGCUGAAUGUUCCAGUGCAGAAAUUAACAGCAGGAGCCGCUAGAAAGUUGUGUUUUGUGCUGAGCAUCCUGGGAAAUUCACCUGUCUUGCUUCUGGAUGAACCGUCUACAGGCAUGGAUCCAACAGGACAGCAGCAAAUGUGGCAAACGAUCCAGAAAGCCGUUAGAAACACAGAGAGGGGCGCCCUCCUGACCACUCAUUACCUGGCUGAGGCUGAGGCCUUGUGUGACCGCAUGGCCAUCAUGGUGUCUGGAAGACUCAGAUGCAUCGGCUCCAUCCAACAACUGAAAAGCAAAUUUGGCAAGGAUUACAUUCUAGAACUGAAAGUAAAGGAUGUUUCUCAAGUGACUUUGGUGCACAUCGAGGUUCUGAAGCUUUUCCCACAGGCUGCACAGAGGGAAAGGUACUCCUCCUUCUUGGCCUAUAAACUGCCCGUGGCGGAUGUUCACCCUCUAUCUCAGGCCUUUAACAAAUUAGAGACAGUGAAACGUAACUUUAACCUGGAAGAAUACAGCCUGUCUCAGUGCACACUGGAAAAAGUGUUCCUGGAGCUUUCUAAGGAGCAGGAGCUGGGAAAUUUUGAUGAGGAAGUUGACACAACCAUGAGAUGGAAACUCCUCCCUCAUUCAGACGACCCUUAAAACCUCAAGCCUAACCAUUCUUUGUUGAUGUCAUAUAAGCGUCGUUGUAUGUACUAAUUAGCAGUAUGUAUAAUUUUAAAAAUCAUCAACAUCAAUAUUAGGUUUAUUUUGUAUAUUUAGUUAAUCAAUGAAUAAGUUUUAAAAUUAUUCCUCCCCUCAAAUUUAGGGGUGAUAGAAAAUCUGGCGAUAAAGGCAAUACAAAAUAUUAAGAUACCUGAAAAGCCAAGCACUGGGUGUUGUGGAAAUAAUACCACAAACUUGCAAUUUUUAAAAAUAUAGUCUUUUAGAAAUAUGAUAUUUACUAAAAAAUUCCCUUGCUGAAAUAUGUGAAGGGUGUAUUUAACAGCCAGAAGCUGCGUGAUUGCUGCAUGCCAGUAUGUGAUACACUGGGUUUAUGAGCUUGCUUUAAUACAUAAGCACAACCCAAGAGUCUUCCUCUGAAACCUUUUCAGAAAUUGUUUUAAAAUUCACAGGGUCUGGAGUCCCUUGAACUGGAUGAACAAGCAUGUGCAUUGGAAGAGCAGUUCAAAUAGACUUAUUGAAAACAAUGCGAGUCAUAGCAGCAUUGGUUCAGAUUUUUAAAAUUUGAAUACAUUAUAUUGAGUUCUUACGAUUGUGGGGGAUGCUGAUUUCCCUCAUCAAUAGUUUUC
Messenger RNA from Ceratotherium simum simum (southern white rhinoceros), 5530 nucleotides. It is a transcript of the gene ABCA6, whose product is annotated as ATP binding cassette subfamily A member 6. Gene Ontology annotation, cellular component: membrane; intracellular membrane-bounded organelle. Gene Ontology annotation, biological process: transmembrane transport; lipid transport. The record is from RefSeq and is a predicted model, not a curated record. Gene Ontology annotation, molecular function: ATP hydrolysis activity; ABC-type transporter activity; lipid carrier activity. NCBI's taxonomy places the organism in Eukaryota, Metazoa, Chordata, Mammalia, Perissodactyla, Rhinocerotidae.